This is a messenger RNA of Cynoglossus semilaevis (tongue sole), 14380 nucleotides long. RefSeq names its product lysosomal trafficking regulator (gene lyst). The record is from RefSeq and is a predicted model, not a curated record. Gene Ontology annotation, molecular function: protein binding. NCBI's taxonomy places the organism in Eukaryota, Metazoa, Chordata, Actinopteri, Pleuronectiformes, Cynoglossidae.
GUUUAAUCGCACCAAUACACUUGCUUUGCUGGAAGGAGGAUAGCAUUAGCUGCCUCUCAUUUCAGGAGAAAAGAGUCCAGUUGAAAAGUGAAGGAACAGGACAGAAAAUCAUGAGGCUGAUAUGAAAGACUCAGGAGAAGAUCUGAGGAUUGGUCCCCUUCUGUCCGGGUCACUCUCUGUCACCUGGAGGAGCAGGGAGAAGACCUGCAGGAGAAAUUAAGUCAUUCCUGUCUCUGGCCUGACUGCUGUACAACACGACCAUGGCCGGUGUUCAGCAGACUGAACUGUCAUAUGCGUGGGAAAAGUACAUGGACUGUAGGCUGCAAGGAGCAGAUCUGCAGGUCAGUCUUCAGAGUCUGGAGAAUUUCCUCUGCCUUUUCCACUAUGUGCAGCAUCACCCCAACAAUACCAAAGAUGCACUGAAAUUCUGCUCAGACAUGAGUGGAGCCAGUAACACACUGGCCAGGGAGUUCCUGACUGAUGUCCACCAACUAUGCAGUGCAGUGGCUCAAAGAGCUGAGGCUCGGGACGAAGAUGAGGAGGAAAGUCACAUGGUGGCGCUGGGGGAGUAUCUGGUCAGGGGACGGGGCUUCCUGUUACUCAGCACCCUGGACUCAAUCAUUGACCAGGAGCUGACAUGUCGGGAGGAGCUGCUCACUUUGCUUCUGUCUUUGCUGCCGCUGGUUUGGAAAAUUCCUGUACAGGAGGAGAAAGCCCCCGAUUUCACCCUGCCAUCCCUACUAGAGGUAUUCCUUAGGGAGGUGAAGGCUGUCGCUCCUAAGGCAGGAGGACAGAAGGCUACAGCAGACGAUGAAAACACUGGGAAGAGGUCCCGUGUCGGUAGUGGAACCUGGAAAUCAAGGAGAUCGCACAGAGCAGCACAGAGGUACUCUGUAAAGGAUGCUCGCAAGGCCCAGGUUUCUACCUCAGAUUCAGAAAAUAACUCUGAGGACAGACGCGCGACCCCAGGGUCAGCCGGUCCAAGGAGUCGGAGAUUACAUGGUUCCACCGUCAGGAUAACCUCUCAGCAUCAUCGUUCUGAGGUUUCCCAGUUAGCAGCUUCUGCCAGCACAACUGCUGAAAUCAUGAGUGCACCAUAUCCUCAUCCUAGAGCCCCUGGGUCUCAGGCAGUGGACACUGAGACCCUGACUGACCCAGCUGCAAUAUCAAUAUUUAACCGCAUGGAAAACUCACCCUUUGACCUCUGCCAUGUGUUGCUUUCCUUACUUGAGAAAGUCUGUAAGUUUGACAUGAACAUCAACCACAACCCUGGUCUUGCAGCCAGUGUAGUCCCCACGCUCACAGAGAUUCUCACAGAAUUUGGAGACUGCUGUGGUCCAGGGGGAGGAGGCGGUGGAACUGGGGCAGAAGAACUUGCUGGAGGUUGGACAGAAGAGCCUAUUGCUUUAGUUCAGCGGAUGCUAUUACGUACCAUCUUGCACCUUAUGUCAGUCGAUGUUAGUCAGAGUGAAACACUUCCAGACAGCCUGAGACGUAGUCUAACAGAACUGCUGCGAGCUACUCUUAAAAUCCGAAGCUGCUUAGACAGACAGGCAAACCCCUUCGCACCUCGUCCAAAGAAAACCCUGCAGGAGGUCCAAGAAGAUUUUUCAUUCUCCCGUUAUCGUCACAGAGCACUAUUGUUGCCGGAGCUACUAGAGGGAGUACUGCAAGUGCUUCUGGCCUGUCUACAGGCUUCCACACCUAACCCAUUUUUCUUUAGCCAGGCACUUGAACUUAUCCAUGAAUUUGUCCAGCACUGUGGUCUGGAGCUUUUUGAGACAACUGUGCUGAGGCUGGAGGGGCUAGGAAAGGUGAGAGAUUCUGACAUAGGAGGCGAGGCGUCAGAGAGAUUACGAGGUCUAAUAGCUGGUGUGUUUAAGAUCAUCAGUGCUGUUAAAAAAGCAAAGUCAGAACAGCUGCAUCAGUCUGUAUGUGCCAGACGGCGUCAUCGUCGCUGUGAAUACUCACACUUCCUUCAUCACCACAGAGAUCUGUCAGGUUUGCCUGUUUCUGCCUUCAAACAGGCAGCAAGACGUAAUCCUUUUGAGGAGGAAGGAGAGGGCAGGGACGGAACAGAGGUUGAUGCAGUACGCUACCCUGAACGCUGCUGCUGCCUGGCUGCCUGUGCUCACCAGUGUUUGCGACUCUUGCAACGCCUUUCUCCAAGUGGACCAGCUGUUCUGCAGGUACUUGUUGGGGUACAGGCUGUUGGAAUCUGCUGCUGUAUGGACCCACGUUCAGUUGUUGGACCUUUGCUAUAUGCAUUCCAAGCUCCUGGUCUGCGUAGUUACCAGUCCCAUGUUCUCAGUGUCCUGGCUAGACUGAUCCUAGACCAGCUUGGUGGUGGACAACCCUCAGAAAAAGCCAAACUGGCUUCUUGUAACAUCUGCACCCUGGAUAACAGCCAGCUGCCAGGUCUCGAGGAAACUUUGCAGCAUGGAGAACCUUCAUCCAUUUCGGCUGCCAGUCUUCAUUACCGCUCCCAGGGUAUUCUGCCAAGUGGAGGUGGAACAGAGGAUAUGCUGUGGAAGUGGGAUGCCCUUGAGGCCUAUCAGGAGCUUGUGUUUGGUGAAGAUUGGCUGCUGAGUCAGCAAAUAGCUGGCCACGUGUGCCACCUCACCCUGAGGGGCAACGCUAUAGUGCAGUGGCAGCUCUACACACAUAUCUUCAAUCCUGUGCUCCAAAGAGGUGUAGAACUUGCCCACCAUGCCCAACAGCUGGGCGUUUCCACUGUCUGUACUCAGGUCUGCAGUUAUCAUACGAAGUGCCUGCCGCUGGAGGUUCUACUAACAUACCUCCAGACUUUACCUGCUCUCCUCAAAUCAAGGGUGAUACGAGACCUCUUCAUGAGUUGUAAUGGACUCAAUCAGGUGACAGAGCUGGUUUACCUGGACCAGACCCGUGCUUUGGCUCUGAAGGUGUUUGAGACUCUCAUCAUUGGUGUUGGACAUCAACAGGCUUGUGGGGUUCUCCAGGACCUGGAGUGUGCUAAUACUGAUGAAGCUGAGGCAGUCUUGGGUCUGGCUGAAGAACUGGGUUCCAGAGGUGGAGGGGAGGGUCCACAGAGUCUAAGCAAAUUCUAUGAAGGCCUAAAGGAGGCGUUACCACGUCACAAAAGUCGGAGUAGUCAAGGCCGAGGACCGGGGCGCAGCCUGGCUGAGACACACCUUCAUGUCAUCAACCUCUUUCUGUGUGUGGCCUUUCUCUGUGUCAGCAAAGACGCUGAUUCUGACCGUGACUCAGCAAAUGACUCUGAAGACACCUCAGGUUAUGAUAGUACUGCAAGUGAACCUCUUGGCGGACGGCUCCCUUAUCUGUCUCCAGAUAGUGUGGCGCUUCCUUCCAAAGAGCAGGUACAGCGGGCUGCAGACGUCUGGUCAGUCUGUCGGUGGAUCUACCUGGCAAGUCCGUUGUUUCAGCGUCAGUUCUUCAGGUUGGGGGGUCUCGAUGUCUGCUUGCGGCUCAUGGCCAUGGUUAUUCAGAAACUUUCCUGUAAAACCAAAGAUGGGAAAGCAAAGAAGAAGAGGGAUGGUAAGGGUAAAGGCAGCCCUGAGUCCACAGUAUCGGCUACUACACUGAGACAGGAAGAAACAAAUGAAGAUUCAUCUGACACCUCAGGGCUUAGUCCUUCAGAGGCCAAAAACAAAGAUUCUACAAAGAAGCUGGAGGAAGAGUGGCAGCUUCAAAGUAUCCGUCUACUUGAGGCACUUCUGGCCAUUUGUCUACACAGCAGUAACUCAGCGCUGCAGAGGAUAGAACCUGAACUUUCUUAUCAGCUCCAGACAGUGGAGGAAACACUUUUUGAAGUGAAAGACCAGCUCUCACGCUCAGGUGUUGUGAACUCCAACCUUGCGAUACCUCUGUUCGACUCCCUCCUGAGAGUGGCUUUGGCUGAGGUGUCAUCGUGUCCUGAGCCACCUGAGGAGAAGCCAGAGAGGAAGCUCCAGGUUUUGGCUGAGGCUGCAGCUCCAACAGACGAUCUGUCUGAGGAGGUGGAUGAGGUGCAGAGCUGUGGAGUUAAGCCCCCUGGGGAGGAGGAGGGCUACGAUGCUGACAGUGAGAGCAAUCCUGAGGACAUGGCCAAGCAGGAAGAAGGAGUGAAGUUUGAAUCUGGCGUGCUGCAGGAGUUGGUGGAAGGGGCUGACGGGCACGGGCGUGGCAUGCUGCUCUUCCCAGAGAUCUGCACGAUGGAGCUGCAGCUCCUCGCCAGUGGCUCCCCGGACUUGGAGGUUCUGAGACAUGUGUUUCACAGUUUGUUGGAUGCAGUGAAGUCCAACCACCGCAAUGCUGCUUUGCUUUAUGACCAGGGUGGAGUCAAAACCAUUCUUUCUGGUUUUUAUAACAUCCUCAGUCAAACCGACCCCUCCCUCACAGAGUGCCAGACUGUGCUCGUGGAACUGCUGGUUGCCAUGGUGAGCCAGCGAAUCACAGCGGAGGAGCUGGCUCUCUUGAUUCGCCUCUUCCUGGAGAAGACCCCACCUACUGAGAUUUUACUAAAGGGCAUUCUACAAGUUGUUGAGGCCAACAUGAGCAUAGAACCCCUCCACUACCUGACCUUUCCAAUGGUCCUUGGGGCUUCAUCACCAGGAACGCUGUCUCCUAACCUCAGACAGAACGGAGCUGCCGGAGGCAAGAGUGUUAGUUCGCUCUGGAAAGGCAAACUUUCUCCUGGGCGUAGAGAAGGAGAAACUGAGUACCGAGUUAGCCACUUCCGUUCCUCUCCCUGGCAUACUGCUCCGCUACACUUGCCCUUAGUGGGGCAGAACUGCUGGCCCCAUAUGGCCAGUGGUUUUAGCGCCUCUAUGUGGCUGAAGGUAGCAGAGCAGGAAGAAAAGGACAGAGACAAAGACAAUGAGGGGAGUCCUUCUGUAUCUGAGUCACAUUGUGGCCCCACUCAGGGUUGCACUAGCUUUUCAGAAGAAGGCCUCAUUCAUAUCCUGUCCAUGGGCUCGAAGGCACUGAUGCUUCAAGUGUGGGCAGACUUCUCUACAGGUUCUCUCACAUUCAGAAUUUGUAUAGACCCAAAUGAUGAGAUAAAAGCAGGGCUGCUGGCGCAGGCAGCCUCUGGUGAGGGACUCCUCAAACCAGGCCAGUGGCAGCACAUUGGUCUCACCUACACCCAGCAGCCAGAGGGCAAGAAGAACAUCCACGGGCGUGUGGUAGUGUGGAUGUGUGGUGUCAGGAGUUGUGAGGUUUCUCUGGACUAUACCCUGCCCAGAAAGUCAAGUCUGUCAUCUGACAGUAACAAAACCUUUUGCAUGUUGGGACACUGUGUGGCGCCAAGUGAAGAGAUGUUGAAGCAAGAUGUACACUGGAGCAUGGGCACUGUGCUUCUCUUCAAUGGGGCUAGAAUAGAAUCUGAGGAGGCUUUCUUCCUUUACACAUGUGGUCCUGACCUGACAUCCAUCAUGCCAUGCAAGUAUGGCAAGCCACGUGGGACAUUUUCCAAGUUUGUCACACAGGAAGGGCUGAAGUGUGACCAUGUACGAGAAAUUCUGAUGAAGAACAAGGACGUGGACACAACAGCUUUGGUUGAGAGUCUGGCUGUUGUUUAUGCCCCAGGAAGCCCCAGAGUCUACAUCAUCUAUGAGCCUGUUAUCAGACUGAAAGGUCAGGCGAAGACGGUCGUUACCCAACGUCCAUUUAGCUCCAAAGAAGUGCAAAGUGUUUCUCUGGAACCAAAUGCACUGAAAGCUCUGCUGCCCACUGAAACCCAAGGCCUGCAGAGCGUCCUGCACAGGAUUGGAGGAACAGGGAAUUUUGUGUUUCUGUUUGCACAGACUGUGGAGCUGAGUGACUGUGAAAAGACCCAGGCCUUGGCCCUGCAGGUGCUACUCUCUCUGUCCAAAUUCAACCAGCAUCGCAUCCACGAAAUGGACUCCUACCAUGGCUACUCUAUGAUUCACCAAGUCCUUAUAAAGUCCAAAUGCAUUGUGGGAUAUCAUAUGCUAAAAACUCUACUGGAUGGGUGCUGCAGUGCCCCGAUCCUCAUCCUGGGGGAUGAUGGACAGUUUUGUUUGGAUGCAGAGUCUAUUGCUGUGGUGCAGGACAUCAGGCUUCUCUCUGAUGUUUUGUUGGACUGGAAGAUCUGGGCUAAGGCUGAGUGUGGAGUGUGGGAAACGCUACUCGCAGCUUUGGAGAUUCUCAUCAGGGUUCACCACCCUCAUCAAGUUUUCAACAUCCGACAGUUUCUUAAGGCUGAGGUUGUCCACCGCUUUCUACUCACCUGUCAGGUGUUACAGGAGCAUCGGGAUGGACAUCUGACCAGCAUCCCACAGGAGGUCUGUUUGUCAUUCGUCAAAAUCAUCCAGGAAGUGCUGGGGUCGCCUCCUGACAUGGACCUGCUCAAACUCAUCUACAACUUCCUGCUGGCUGUUCACCCCCCCACCAACACAUACGUCUGCCACACCCCAUCCAGCUUCUACUUCUCGCUGCACAUCGAUGGAAAGCUGUACCAGGAGAAGGUGCAGUCCAUUAUGUAUCUGAGACACUCCAACAGUGGAGGGAAGUCUGCCAGCAGCUCUGUGAUGUCACUGUCUCCAACCAUCUUCACUGACACUCCCCAGGAAGCUCAUCUCCCUGCUCCUUCCCCUGAACAUGGAGGCGAUGAUCAGUCUUUACGGCCGCCUAGUAUUGCGCCGUCACCGUACUCCUCCCCUCUGCUGACACCACGACUGGGACAUGGUACUUCAAAGGAGGCUGGUGAAGGGGACGGUGUUUCCCUCACGACUUUGGGCAGCACAGAAACACUGAAAAAAAGCGGAGGUGAUGAGCAACUCCUGAGCAGCUGUGAAUCCGCCAAGACCAUCUGUGACUCUAAUGACCAUGGUGAAGGAGGGGGCCAACGCCCCCCUUCCAUUAGCAUCGAAGAGGAGCGAGAUGAGGCAGCAGAGGAGGACAGUUUGGCAGAAGGAAGUGUCGGGGUGGCAGAGUCCGAGGACAGAUUUGACUGGACGAGUGACGAGGCACCCAGACGCCCUGAUAGCCUGAAAGGAAUUCAGUCCUUCCAGAGGAGCCACAGCAACCUGGCCAGCCUGGGCCUGGCUUUCCCAGCAACAAAUGGAUCACUUGCAGUUGGCCGCUGGCCCAGUGUGGCUGAUCGGGGUUCCAUGCCUGAGGACUGGGAGAGCUACACAUACUCACCUGGAUAUGAGAGAGUUCACAGCAAGACGGAGUCUAACGACAGAUCCAGUACUGAGGACUGCCUGGUGCUGAUCUGCUGUGGACUCUAUGAUCUUCUGAGAGGCAUCCUACUGCUCUUGCCUGAUCUCAUGCUAGAGGAAGUGAUGGACAAACUCAUACAGCCAGAGGCCCUCAUUGUCCUGGUCAACCACUCAUCACCUCUCAUCCAGCAAGGAGUCAUGAAGCUGUUAGAUGCCUACUUCAGCCGGGCUCUCAAGGAGCAGAAGGAGAAGUUUCUGAAGAACCAUGGUUUCUCACUACUGGCCAACCAGCUCUACAUCCACCAGGGCAGCCAGGGUCUCCUGGAAUGUUUCCUUGAGAUGCUGUUUGGAAGACCAGUGGGCCUAGAGGAAGAUUUGGAUCUGGAUGAAAUGGAAAGUAUCUCAGCCUUCAGGAAACGCUGCAUCAUUCCAGUCUUGGGUCUGAUUGAGAACUCUCUGUAUGAGAACUCUUUGGUGCACAACAUCUUGUGUAUGCUGCUGCAGCUACUCAAUGCUUGCCCCAAAUUGGCAGACAUCCUUCUAGACCACGGGCUGCUCUACGUGCUCUUCAACACUCUCUCCACCCUCAAUGGCAUGGAGACCAGUAUUCCUCUAAAUGACUACAAACUCCUGGUGUGUGACAUCCAGCAGCUGUUAGUGGCUGUGACCAUCCACUCCUGCAGCUCCUCAGGGUCCCAGUACUUCCGCAUCAUCGAGGACCUCAUUACUCUGCUGGGUUUCAUGCAGACCAGCAAGAUGCGUCGCACACAAGAGAUGGCAGUAGCGCUGCAGUUUCGUGUCCUUCAGUCAGCCAUUGAAUUCAUAAAGACCACAGCCAAUCAGGAACCUCAGAAGCUGAGUAGCUCCGUAAACACACCGAGUUCUCCACAUCACGCCAUCUACCAGAAACGUAAAAGCAUCGCAGGUUCCGUUGCCAUGAAAGACUCCAUUAUCCCCCGCAUUCCCCGACAGCACUACUGCUCCUAUGGCCAGAUCCCCCUGCCCCCUCCCUUCAGCUUUUUGUCUCAGGACUCCCCCCUCCCCUCCCCCUCAGGAGCACCGUCCUACAUGCUCCACUGUGACUCAGGCCGACGGCGUUUUUCUCUGGCCCAAACUGAUUCGCUCCUGAUGCGGAUGCGCUCUGUAGCCAGCGAUGAGCUCAACCAGAUGAUGCAGAGGAGAAUGAGCCAGGAAAACCCUAUUCGUGCCAGUGAGACUGAGUUUGUCCAGCGGCUGCAGAGGCUUGUUGUCCUGGCAGUCAACAGACUGAUUUACCAUGAAGUCAGUCAGGACCUGUUUGACCUACUCAAUAUUCCGGACUCUCCAGACCAACAGCCUUUCACACCAGAUCCAAGUGAUCUGCAACAGGAAGAUAGUGGUCCCACAUCAGUUCCACACUCUCCCACACCGUUAACACUGCCACCUGCCAGCAAGAAGAACUUUCAGAAAGACAUUCUCAGACUCAUGAUGGACGGGAUCAAAAUUAGCCUGGGCAGCACUGGUCGGGGAGGAGCCCCACAUCAGCAGUGGCGAAGGAUCCUGUGGUCUUGUCGCGACACAUUCCGGGUUCAGAUCGGCCGCCUGCUGGUGCACACGCUGAGCCCUGCACUUCCUCUGUGUGACAGGAAAGAGUCCCUGGAUUUUGUGUUUGAUCCUAGACAUUUGGAUAUUCUAAAAGAGAGCCUGAGCCCAGGACUAGAGCAUGGGCCAAAGUUGUCACUGUACCUGUACGAGAUGCUGCAUGAUCACAAGGACGGCCUCACCAAAGAUGAGCAGAAUGCUGUGGGUGUUUUCAUGACCUCGCUGAAGCUUUGUGGCCAUCGCUGCAUCCCACCCAACGCUCCACACAAACAAGAGUUGCACAGGGCUAUAAAAGAAGAAAAACUGAAGUAUGAAGCUGAAGAGAAAACAAGCAAAGUGGCAUGGGAAAAGAAAAUGACAAAUACUCAGAGAAAUCUUAUCCAGAGGCUAGAAGGAAAGUCGAAGGACAUUUCCAAGAUAGCCGCUGAUAUCACCCAGAAUGUGUCUCUGCGACAAGGCAUGGAGAGAAAGAAAGUCAUCCAGCACAUCAGGGGUCUCUACAAGACUGACCUGAGCGCCAGCCGCCACUGGCAGGAGCUGGUGCAACAACUCACACACGAUCGUGCUGUUUGGUACGAUCAGACCUCCUACCCAACGUCCUGGCAGCUGGAUCCCACUGAGGGGCCUAAUCGGGAGCGACGGCGGCUACAGAGGUGCUACCUCACCAUUCCCAACAAAUACUUGCUCAAAGACAGGCGCAAGUCUGAAGACACCAUGAAGCCUCCACUGUCCUUCCUUUUUGAGGAUAAGACUCACUCUUCAUUCUCCUCUACUGUCAAAGACAAAGCCACCAGCGAGCCCAUCAGAUUUACCAGACGGUGCAUCAGUGUUGCCCCCUCCAGAGAGACGGCAGGGGAGCUGCUGCUGGGAAAGUCUGGGAUGUACUUUGUGGAGGAUAACGCUGCUGAUCACGACAACCAGAGCCUUCAAGCGGAGACCGAGGCUCCUUCGUUUUCCUGGACAUACGAGGAGAUCAAAGAGGUGCACAAACGCUGGUGGCAGCUGAGAGACAACGCUGUGGAGAUUUUCCUCACCAACGGGCGAACCCUGCUGUUAGCCUUCGACAACACCAAGUUCCGCGAUGACGUCUACCACAACAUCCUGACCUCUGAUCUGCCAAAUCUGCUGGAGCACGGAAACAUCACGGCGCUGACACAGCUGUGGGGCUCAGGUCAGAUCACCAACUUCGAGUACCUCACACAUCUCAACAAGCACGCGGGGCGCUCCUUCAAUGACCUCAUGCAGUACCCUGUGUUCCCCUUCAUCUUGAGAGACUACACCAGUGAGACACUGGAUCUGCAGGAAGCAAGCAUCUACAGGAACCUGAUCAAACCCAUCGCAGUGCAGUCGAAAGAAAAGGAGGACCGAUACGUGGACAAUUACAGGUACCUGGAGGAGGAGUACAAGAAGGGCAUCCGUGAGGACGACCCCAUGCCUCCGGUCCAACCCUACCACUACGGCUCACACUACUCCAACAGCGGCACCGUGCUGCAUUUCCUAGUACGAAUGCCUCCUUUCACCAAAAUGUUCCUGGCAUAUCAGGAUCAGAGCUUUGAUAUCCCAGACCGUACCUUUCACUCCAUGAACACCACCUGGCGACUCUCCUCCUACGAGUCCAUGACUGACGUUAAAGAGCUCAUCCCAGAGUUUUUCUACCUCCCAGAAUUCUUGGUCAAUAGAGAAGGGUUUGACUUUGGGGUUCGUCAGAACGGUGACAGGGUGAAUCAUGUAAAUUUACCGCCCUGGGCUCGAAACGACCCACGUCUGUUCAUCCUGAUCCACCGACAGGCGCUGGAGUCAGAGCAGGUCUCACACACACUGUGCCAGUGGAUAGACCUGGUGUUUGGCCUUAAGCAGAAAGGCAAAGCUGCUGUCCAGGCCAUCAAUGUCUUCCACCCUGCUACCUACUUUGGAAUGGACGUCUCUGCAGUGGAAGACCCAGUGCAGCGACGCGCUCUGGAGACAAUGAUAAAGACGUACGGACAAACGCCCAGGCAGCUAUUCAGCGCCUCUCACAUCGGCCGGGCCGGACCGAAGCUCACCAUGGAGGGCGAGCUGCCGGCAGCCGUGGGCCUCUUGGUUCACCUGGCCUUCAGAGAAAACAGAGAGCAGAUCAAGGAAAUAGUCUGUCCGAGCCCACUGCCCUGGAUCAAAGGUCUGAAGUGGGGUGAGUACGUGGGCUCACCCUCUGCUCCAGACCCAGUGGUCUGCUUCAGUCAACCGCACGGGGAGAGGUUCGGAUCCCUGCUGGCUCUUCCUACGCGAGCCAUCUGUGGUCUGUCCCGGAAGUUCUGCCUCAUGAUGAUCUACAGCAAAGAACAAGGUGUGCGGAGUAUGCACAGCACAGACAUCCAGUGGUCAGCCAUCCUGAGCUGGGGCUACGGCGACAACAUACUGCGGCUGAAGAGCAAACAGAGUGAACCGCCCAUCAACUUCAUUCAGUGCUCACAGCUCCAUCAGGUGACCAGCUGUGCCUGGGUGCCUGAUGGCUGCCAGCUUUUCACAGGUAGUAAAUGUGGAGUCAUCACCGCCUACAGCAACCGCUUCACCAGCACCACGCCGUCAGAGAUGGAGGUGGAAUCUCAGGUCCACCUGUACGGUCACACUGGAGAGGUCACCAGCCUGUUUGUCUGUAAACCCUACAGCGUCCUGAUCAGCGUCAGCCAAGAUGGCACCUGUAUCCUCUGGGACCUCAACAGGCUGUGUUACGUCCAAAGCCUGACGGGACACAAAAGUCCAGUCACUGCUGUCUCUGCCAGUGAGACCACAGGAGACAUUGCCACAGUGUGUGACUCAGUUGGCGGCGGCAGUGACCUGCGUCUGUGGACGGUGAACGGCGACCUGAUUGGUCAUGUUCACUGCAGAGAGAUCAUCUGCUCUGUGGCCUUUUCCAACCAGCCUGAGGGAGUGUCUGUCAAUGUCAUAGCUGGAGGCCUGGAGAACGGUGUUGUCAGGUUGUGGAGCACCUGGGACUUGAAACCAGUCCGAGAGAUCACUUUUCCUAAAUCCAGUAAACCUAUCGUCAGCCUCACGUAUUCAUGCGACGGACACCACCUCUACACGGCCAACAGCGAGGGCACGGUGAUGGCCUGGUGUCGGCGUGACCAGCAGAGAAUGAAGCUGCCCAUGUUCUACUCCUUCCUCAGCAGCUACGCUGCAGGCUGACAGCGUGGUGUCUGACGUUUGAGACUGUCAGCAGGAGGAGCUCCGCUCUCCUUCUCCUUCUUCUCCUGCUCUUUGUUCCCUCUCAGGGGAGCACUUGUCAGCAUGGCCUCGACCUCCCUGAACCCUCCUUGACUUUUAAGUAAAGCCAUCGCCAGCUGAGCAAACACUACUCCCAGCAUCCAGAGAUGAUUAAUAUUAAAUAGUAUUAUAUGUAUAUAAAUAUAUAUUUAUAGACUCGCGGCGGGGGGAUUGCGGGGUGACCACGGGUGGGUGGGGGGGUGGAAGGGUGGAUGGAUUAUUUUGGUCGAGGCUGCAACAGACACUUUGCACAAUAAUGCAUUUUGUCUUACAUUGUCUUGUCUUGAUUUUUCUGCACGCUGAGAUUCUCCUGCGAUUCCCUGCUUUUGGUGUUGACCUUUUUGUUUUUUUUUUGUUUGGUUUGGUUUUUGCUGCUAUGAUCUGACAAAAUUCCAGGUGCGUGCCCCACAAAUCACCCACAUCUCAAUAGCGGGUCUCCUCAGAACUCAGUGUGUUUGUGGUGCUGACACCGCAGUAGUGAAGAGGAAAGAACAUCUUCAUGUCUGUCGCUGUGGGACGACCCACCCUGUGGGAGUGGGACACUGAUCCACUCAGUAGUCACAGCCCUGCGUCACAUACUAUACAUACUAGCUCAGCAGUAGAUUGUCAUUGGGGGUGGUGGGCUCCGGGGGCUGGACUGAUUCCUUAAAUAUGAGCUGAUUCUUCUGCUGACUUCUGCAUGCUGAUGUGAGUCUGACCUUGUCAGAGUGACAUCUGCUGUCACCUGGCCUCUGAUUGGUUAAACGAUUUAUUGAUUGGAUUUUUUUUUUUUGGUUUGGUUUUGUUUCACUGCUGGUCUUAUGUACUACAACCCUUCACUGCAUCAUCCAGCUGGCUGACAUAAUGUAAGAGAGAGCAGCUAACAAAACAGCAUUAGCUUCCUGGAGCUAGAAGAGAUGCAGAGAGGAUUAGCCUUUGACUAGCAUCAUCCUCACUGAGCCUUUGUACCUGCUCAGCAUUAAUGAAAAGUUCACUCUCCUCCAGUCUGACCUUGGCAUUACACUACAUCUAGACAUGUUCCUCUCUCGUACACCUGCUCUGAACCCUGCUCCUGUCCCUUCACUCUUUAGUCAGUGCACAGCUUUGGUGGAGAGCGUCAUUUCUCUGAGCAGAGAUGUUUAAUCAAACAAACCGCGAAAAAUCGAAGCAGGAUCCUGUCGACCGAACAUCUCCCUCCUUCUCCCACCCCUGUGUCUGUGACACUUCUUCACAUUCCUAAUAAAAUCUACCGCACUUCGUCAUUUCGUCAGUGAUGAUAUGUUAGAAUAUAUAUAUAUAUAUAUAAACUAUGAUUUAAUUCCAUACUCUCUGAUCUUAAUCUAGACUGUGCUUUCAUUUGAUGCCACUAAUAAAUCCCGUUCACAACAGCAAUAUCAGGCGUCAACAUGCAAUAGGUCAUGAUGUGAGGAACCUGUGGUUUCCCUCCAGCAGCUGUGGCUCUUCUCCUGUUGCCUUCACUUUCCGAAUCCCUGUCGUACAUUUCUCACCUUGCGCAUUUCACUUCUUUACAUGAAAGGGAAUAUUUCUGAGCGUGUCAUUCCUUUUGUGUUCUUCUCGUCACGUCCGUGCUCGUCGUCUGUCUCUCUGUCCUUAUUCAGGCCUGUUAAACGCCUGAGGUUACUGCGAAUGUUUACUAUGUCUCCUGUUUGCAUGUGUACAUACCUUUUCCUCCUCUGAGAUUUUAAGAGUUUUUCCAUGACAACCAAAAUCCCAUUUCCCUUAAGACAUCUGUGUGUGCAAAUAUCCUGAAAGGCAGAUGUAAUAACUGGCGAUGGAAAAGAAAUAUUUUUGUUAACUUGAGCUAUGCAUUAAUGAAGAUCCUUGUCUGAGGUCCAUGGAGUCUGACCUGUGUGUGUGCAGGUUCUGUGGUUUGGUAUCUACUGAAAGGUCAUACUGUGUUGGUUUGUGCUUGUGUAUAUAUAUAUAUAUAUAUAUAUAUAUAUAUGUGUGUGUGUGUGUGUGUGUGUGUGUGUGAGUGUGCUUGUGUAUGUAUGGACAAACCAAGUGAUGUGUAUAUUAUAAAUAUAUAAAUAUUUGAAGAAAUAUUACUACAUCUGUUGUCAGUUUUAACUUCACUCUUAGCAUAAAAAUUCACUUAUUUUUUUUAUAAAAAUACUUUGUGAAGUUUUGAUGUCACACCUGUGGUUGAUCAAAUACAGCCAUUUUUUUCAAGAUUUUCGAUGAAAGUUCAGGACAGUUUUGGCCUAGCUUCUUCAAGAAUGGUCUGAGAGUGCUGUAAAGUAAAGGACAUAGUUAUUCCAGUUCUAACGUAGAACACAGAAAAAAUAUUUAGGAUUUAACCAAUACCUAUUGAAGUGCUCAGAAUACUGUUACAAAGCCACUGCAACAUGUUUAUGUUUAAAUUCAACAAUUAUAAAUAAAAAAACAGU